Danaus plexippus (monarch butterfly) is the source of this 3657-nucleotide messenger RNA. RefSeq names its product filamin-A (gene cher). Gene Ontology annotation, biological process: actin cytoskeleton organization. The transcript is spliced from 19 exons. Bases 240 to 3011 code for a protein of 923 amino acids. Lineage: Eukaryota; Metazoa; Arthropoda; Insecta; Lepidoptera; Nymphalidae. The record is from RefSeq and is a predicted model, not a curated record. Gene Ontology annotation, molecular function: actin filament binding.
AUGUCGAUUGACUAGUCGCAGGUCGCGCGUACUGCUGUGCGGUAUUCUGGAAUUCCACAUUCGAAAUAAAAAAAAAAUUGUGGCCAGUGUGUAGUGAUUUGAGUGAAAAAAAAAAUAUAUACGGUUGGUGUUCGAAAUUCGAAAUGGCGGGAAAUUACUAGAACUUACUAGAUAGCAUCAUGCUAUAACACAUAACACACAACAUACAAUAUACGUUAGUAUUGAAGAGCUAAAUAGUUAUGGCGUUUAUGUCCGGACUCUGGAACUCGAUCGUUGGUGGCAACGAAAAGGAAAUAGAUUGGACGGAGACAUCAGUACUUUAUUUGGACCAAACAAAGAAAUACUUCUCAGUGUCCGAAGUUGACAAGGAAGAUAUACCGAUAGUGUUCUCUGAGGGCCAUAAGAUAACAUUCAACAAAACCGGCCUAGGGUUGUCCUAUACACCCCUUAAUUUCAUCACUAUAUAUCAUAUCGAUACCAGGAAAGCUGAAGUAAAAAUGCCGAGUGGUCACGUCGAUCAGCCGGUGAUUGAAGAUAACAGAGAUGGUACCGUCAGCAUCAAAUACGAUCCAAGAGAGGAGGGAGUCCAUGAACUGUACGUCAAAUACAAUGGAGAGCAUGUCCAAGGCUCUCCAUACAAGUUCCACGUGGACUCCAUCUCCUCAGGGUACGUGACGGCUUAUGGACCGGGUCUUAUCAGUGGCGUGAGUGGUGAACCAAGCCAGUUCACCAUCAGCACUAAGGGCGCUGGUGCUGGUGGGUUGUCUAUGGCUGUUGAAGGACCGAGCAAGGCUGAGAUUACGUGUCACGACAACAAAGAUGGCACGGUGUCUGUGUCCUUCCUCCCGACAGCCCCUGGGGAGUACAAAAUAUCGGUCAGGUUUGGAGAUAAGCACAUCAAGGGAUCUCCUUUCGUGUCCAAGGUGACAGGCGAAGGUCGCAAGAGGAACCAAAUCUCAGUCGGAAGCUGCAGCGAGGUCACGCUCCCAGGCAAGAUCAGUGACAAUGACAUCCGCAGCCUCAACGCUUCUAUUCAGGCUCCAUCCGGUCUGGAGGAACCUUGUUUCCUAAAACGCCUGCCGUCCGGCAACAUCGGCAUCAGCUUCACUCCUCGUGAGGCUGGACAGCAUAUAGUAGCAGUCAAAAAGAUGGGGGUUCAUAUCCAGAAUUCUCCCUUCAACAUCACCGUCCAAGAACAGGAGGUUGGCGACGCCAAGAAAGUUAAGGUAUCCGGAGCGUCUCUUAAAGAAGGAAAGACUCAUGGAGAGAAUACGUUCAUGGUAGAUACAAGGAACGCUGGUUAUGGUGGUCUGUCACUUUCCAUCGAAGGUCCAAGCAAGGCGGAGAUCCAAUGUGCUGAUAGUAAGGACGGUGUGCUCGCCAUCAGUUACAAACCAACUGAGCCCGGAUAUUACAUCAUCAACCUUAAGUUCGCUGAUCACCACGUGGAAGGAUCACCUUUCACUGUCAAGGUAACUGGUGAGGGCAGUAACCGUCAACGUGAGAAGAUCCAACGUCAACGCGAACCGGCACCUCUCACUGAGGUCGGCACCAAUUGCAAGCUGACCUUCAAGAUGCCCGGUAUAACGUCCUUCGAUCUGGCAGCUACAGUCACCAGUCCGGGGGGUGUGUCUGAAGACGCUGAGAUUCAGGAGGUGGAAGAUGGUUUAUACUCAGUGCACUUUGUACCCAAGGAGCUCGGAGUGCACACAGUCUCCGUGAAGUACAGAGAGAUUCAUAUUCCUGGAUCCCCGUUCCAGUUUACAGUUGGUCCAUUGCGUGAUUCCGGCGCUCAUCUCGUUAAGGCUGGUGGGGCUGGUCUGGAGCGUGGAGAGGCUGGAAGAUUCAAUGAGUUCAACGUCUGGACUAGGGAGGCUGGAGCCGGACAGCUGGCUAUCUCUCUGGAAGGACCGAGCAAGGCAGAAAUAGACUUCAAGGAUAGAAGGGACGGCUCCUGUGACGUGUCAUACAAGGUCGAUGAACCAGGUGAAUACCGUAUCGGUCUCAAGUUCAACGAGCAGCACAUACCGGACUCGCCGUUCAAGGUGUACAUUUCACCAGCUGUUGGAGACGCCCACCUGCUGGAAGUUGCUCAGUUCCCAGACUCAGCUCAAGUCGACAAGCCCACUCAGUUCUAUAUUAGACUGAACGGCGCUAAAGGAAGCCUGGAUGGCAGAGUGAUCUCGCCAUCCGGAAAAACUGACGACUGCUUCAUCCAGAACAUCGACGGAGACCAGUACAGCAUCAGGUUCAUGCCUCGAGAGAACGGGGUCCAUAAUAUUAAUGUGAAAUUCAAUGGGGUCCACAUCCCCGCUUCACCUCUCAGGAUCAAGGUUGGUAAAGAUGACGCGGAUCCCGCUGCAGUACAUGUUCACGGGCCAGGUGUUGGAAGUGUUAAAACAGGUGCUAAGACGGACCUCAUUAUAAAUACAUGCAAUGCUGGUGCUGGUAUCCUGGCUGUGACCCUGGAUGGACCCUCUAGAGUGGCUAUGGACUGCACAGAAGUUGAAGAAGGAUACAAGGUCCGCUACACGCCUCUAGCACCAGGAUUCUACUACUUGAGCGUUAAGUACAACGGAGCUCAUAUAGUGGGCUCGCCGUUCAAGAUCGAAGCCACUGGCGAGAAUCUCGCGGAGAUUGGUGCUCAGGAGACGUCUUCAGUGACUGUGGAGACGGUUCAGAAGGUUUCGAAGGCGGCACAGAAGCAGGGACCGGUGUUGCCGCACUUCAAGUCGGAUGCCUCAAAGGUUACCAGCAAGGGUAUGGGCUUAAAGAAGGCGUACCUCAACAAACACAACCAAUUCACUGUCCAUGCGGGGGAUGCUGGCAACAAUAUUCUGUACGUGGGCAUCUACGGUCCCAAGGGUCCUUGCGAUGAGGUUCAACUGAAGCACAAGGGUAAAAACAACUACGAAUGUUGGUACGUCGUUAGAGACAGGGGAGAGUACAUCGUGAUUGUCAAGUGGGGAGAUGACCACAUCCCCGGCUCCCCCUACAAGGUUGAAGUCUAGACUAGUCUAGACCAGUCUAGCGUCUAGUCUAGAAUCAUGAUCGCUUGUCGUUUUAUUUCGCGGAUUACGCUGCUUUCUCGAAUUGUUUUCUGGUUUAGGAUUUGAUCUCUAGAUAUAAACAGUUUCAUCUUAAAGCAUUUCGACAAUAAACUCACUGUUUUAUAUGUUUCUCGUUUAGUUUUAGGGCGACUAAAUGACAAUACAUAUGAAGUAUUAUUUAAAAAUAUUCCCUUUUAAUUCUUAAGCAGGAAGAUGUUAUUUAUAAGCCACUGAAUGAGGCGGAUUCUGAUUGUUUUGUCUGCGACUUUUUGUCAUAAAAAGUCUGUUUGAGGUGAAAAGAAUUCGUCCUUAUUGUCUUUGGAUAAGCUGACCAUAGAUAAUCUUUUUUUUUUCUGUGUUCGUUUUCUAAUAAUACUAACUUUUUAAAAUCAUUAUUUAUGGUCAGCUUCGCUUUUGUUUAUGAAUAUCAUCUUUUAAUUCUUUAAGUAUAAAGUAUUUUGCUUUCUAAUUUUGUAUGGUUUGAGCUGUAUGAAGUUUACCUACGUAGGUAUAAUGUCCCCUUUUAUAUUGUAAAUACCUAUUUUAAGUACAUAUACAGUAAUGUAUUUGCGACUGUUAACUAAAUAAAAAUAUAAAAGUUUGACAA